AUGCCCGCCGUACCAGAACCCUACGAUGCGUUGAUCGCCGCGCAAAUAGAGGAGAUGGUGGCUUCCCGCGACCACAGGCUCCGCUCGCGACAGCCUGCUCUCGACUUGUCCGCCAAUGCGCCACAACGAGCACCAAUCGCCAAGCGCCAACAGAUGGUCAUCCAGCCAGGCAUAAUACCGACCUACUACAAUCUCUCGGGUCCCACACCAGGCACUGUUGUUGGCAUCGUGCUCGGCAGUGUCGCUGGCUUCCUCUUGAUCGUCUGGCUACUCUACUCCAUCACCAACGGUACCACCAGAUCUGGCAACGCGACCGCCAUGGCUGGUGAGGAGGAAAUCGUAGUCCGGCGACGACGCAACUCACAUGGCACUACGUCGCGGCCACGGAGCAGUCGCCAGAUGCGCGAGGUCAGCAGGAGUCCACGAAGGAGUAGCGGAAGGAGUCAGAUUAUCGUCGAUGAGAGGAGGCCGCCGACGAGGACAAGGAGCAUCAUUGUCGAGGAGAGGCACAGGGUGCCGGGGGAUGAUGUGGUCGAGGUCAUCGAAGAGCAUGAGGACUAUCGCGAGCGGAGGGGGAGCCGUAGAUAUCGGUGA
This is a messenger RNA of Plenodomus lingam JN3, 594 nucleotides long. RefSeq lists its product as uncharacterized. NCBI's taxonomy places the organism in Eukaryota, Fungi, Ascomycota, Dothideomycetes, Pleosporales, Leptosphaeriaceae. The record is from RefSeq and is a predicted model, not a curated record.